Molecule: messenger RNA, 7741 nt
Organism: Syngnathoides biaculeatus (alligator pipefish)
Lineage: Eukaryota; Metazoa; Chordata; Actinopteri; Syngnathiformes; Syngnathidae
Gene: ttc21b
Product: tetratricopeptide repeat domain 21B
Exons: 29
Coding region: 150-4103 (1317 amino acids)
Biological process (GO): intraciliary retrograde transport; protein localization to cilium
Cellular component (GO): intraciliary transport particle A
Molecular function (GO): protein binding
Source: RefSeq, a predicted model, not a curated record
ACAAGGGGAAACGCAAAAUGGCGAUCGGUCCCACAACAUAGACUUGUGAUAUUUCAGUUGUCGUUGAUUAUAAACGCUACUGCCACAUGGAUGAAUAAGAUCGCAUUCGCACAUCACUUGUUGCACACGCACUGCAUUUUUCAGCCAAAAUGGAGAAGGAGGAGACAGCAUUGGCUUUAAUCAGAUAUUAUUGCAAUGAAAAAUAUUUUAACCAUGCAGUGAAUGCUGCAGCAUCUGCUCUGACAAAAUUCAGAGGUGACCCUGUCCUCACGUUCUUCCAUGCAUAUGGCUCUUUCAUGCAAGAUUCAAUUCAAGAAGCUACAGCAGAGUUGCACACUCUGAAAGAUGCACAAGAUGUGUCUCUGUGCACUCUCAUGGCACUUGUCUAUAUUGAGAAGAAAAAGACAAAACCAGACAGAGACGUUAUACAGGAACUUGAAGCUAAAAUCAAGGAGAAUCGCAAAAGUGCUUCUGCCCAAAGUCUUUACCAUGCCGGUAUGUUUCUCUGGCUACUAGGCCGAAAUGAUAAAGCGAGAGAAUACACAGAGCGAAUGAUCAAACUCUCCAAUGGCUCCAAAGUGGGUAUAAUUCUGAAAGGAUGGAUAGAUGUGACGUGUGGAAAAGAUGCAUAUGCCAGAAAGGCUGGAAAAUACUUUGAUGAAGGGCUGAGGGAUGAAACAGAUAUUUUUGCUUUGAUGGGAAAGGCGCAAUACUAUGAAUAUCGUCAGAACUAUUCUGGAGCAUUAGAUGUGGUUAACAAGGUUAUUGCCAGUUUCCCUGGGUUCUUGCCUGCUCUUAUUAAGAAGAUGAAACUGUUUUUAAACCUCCAAGACUGGGAGCAAAGCACAGAGGCAGCAAUCAGACUUUUACAAAUGGAUAAAAACAACCUGGAUGCACUACAGAUGCUAACACUGCAUUCCUUAUGCAAAAAUGGAGAUAUUGCUGAGUCAAUCAAGCACCUUUCCAACCUCAACAGCAGUCUGGAUCUGUUGGAACCACGCAACCCAGAGCUUGUUUAUAGAAUGUCUCUCCCAUUCAGCCGAGUUUGUGGGCGAAAUGACAAAAUCCUCGAGCAGGUGUUCAGAAUGGUGGAAAAAGCCAACUCCAUGACACAAGGGAACUCGGAUUUAGCCACGGAGCUUGGCUUCCUCAUGGUUCUUCAGGGUAAAAUCAAGGAGGCCAUAAAGUGGUACAAGACAGCUAUGACUUUGGAUGAGACAAGCCUUUCUGCACUGACUGGUAUAAUUCGAUGCCAGCUGAUAGAAGGCCGCCUUGAUGAUGCAGACCAACAACUGGAAUUUCUUACGGAAAUUCAACAAUCCAUAGGAAAAUCAGGGGACAUCCUCUACUUGCGUGCGCUUGUAGCAAUUAAAAAGCGCAACUCCCAGGAAGAGGUAACCAAGCUCCUGAACGACGCCGUGGAAACCCACUUGUCUACUCUCCAGGGUCUACCUCUGGGUGCAGAGUACUUUCAGAAGCUGAACCCUGACUUCCUGCUACAGAUUGUCAAGGAGUACCUUGCUCUGUGUCCCACUAAGCCUCCAGCUCAGGGGCUGUCUCCUGCUCCUCAACUCAGGCACUGUGCGGCAUUGUUGGAUACGGUGGUCAAGAUAGUGCCAGGCCUCCUUCAAGGAGUCUAUCUGCAGGCCAAAGUCAGAUUUCAGUCUGGAGACAUUGACAGUGCUCAGAGCAGUUUACAUCACUGCCUGGAACAGUGUCCUUCUCAUAUGGACUCUCAUCUGCUCAUGGCACAAAUCCACUUGUUGCGGGGAAGCUUUACUUCGUGUUCCCAGUCGCUUGAACUCUGCCUCAGCCAUAACUUUGAGAUUCGAGAACAUCCCUUGUAUCUCCUGAUCAAAGCCCAGACAAAGAAAAAAGUGGGUGAACUUACUGAGGCUAUUCAAAUUUUGCAAAUGGCAACGAGUCUUCCUGGGAUCUGCAGGGCUGGAUCAUCAGCUAAGUCCAAGAACAAAAAGAUCGAACUGAGUUCUGCCGACACUGUGUCUAUAUUUUUGGAGUUAGCUGAGGCCUUGUGGCAAAAUGGAGAACAGCAUGAAGCAGCCAAGGUAAUGCAGGAUGCCAUUAAUGAGUUCUCAGGGACACCCGAAGAGCUCCGUGUCACUAUUGCCAAUGCAGACUUGGCUUUGCUUCGAGGUGACACAGAGUUGGCACUGAGCAUGCUCAGAAACAUUACACCUGAGCAGCUGUAUUACAUCCAAGCCAAAGAGAAAAUGGCAGAGAUUUACCUGAACCACAAAAAGGAUAAACAUCUGUAUGUGAGCUGUUACAGGGAAAUGGUGGAUAAAAUACGUGGUCCUCAGACAUGUGUCUUACUAGGGGAUGCUUACAUGCACAUUUUAGAGCCAGAAAAAGCAAUUGAGGUGUAUGAGCAUGCUCUAGAGAAAAACCCCAAAGAUGGUGCUCUUGCAAGCAAGUUUGGGAAAGCUCUGGUUAAAACUCAUUUUUACGCCAAGGCAAUACAUUACUAUGAAGCUGCAUUAAGAUCUGAGCAACAGAACUUCUUGCGCUAUGACCUGGCCGAGCUGCUGAUGAAGAUGAAACAAUACGAGCGAUGUGAGAGACUUCUGCAUGAUUCUCUCUCCCAUGAACCAGUGAAUGAACUGACUGCCCUCUCAGAUGAUUGCCGCUAUCUAAUGCUGUUGGCAAAGGUCCAAAAUAAGGUUGAUAAAACCGAGGAAGCGUUAACAUCCCUACAAAGAGCCCGGGAUGUGCAGGCGAAGGUCCUAAAGCGUGUGGAAUUGGAGGAGCCUGACGCCAUCCCCAUGCAGAAGCAGCUCGCUGCCAAGAUCUGUGCCGAGAUCGCUCAACACUACACGAGCCAGAGGGGCUACGAGAGAGCAAUCAAGUUCUACAAAGAAGCUCUUGUUUACUGUGAAACGGAUCACAAGGUGAUGCUGGAGUUGGCACAGAUUUUCCUCACCAUAGAUGAGGUUGAUUCAUGCCAGGAACAAUGUAGUGUCAUCUUGAGGAACGACCAGUUUAAUGAAGAUGCAACUAUCAUGAUGGCUGACCUUAUGUUCAGGAGACAGGACUAUGAGCAGGCUGUCUUUCGCUAUCAACAACUCUUGGAUCGUAAGCCAGACAACUACCCAACUCUGUCACGUCUCAUUGACUUGCUGAGGAGGGCAGGAAAGUUGGAAGAUGUGCCUAAAUUUUUUGAUAGGGCAGAGAAACAUUCUUCUCGGGCCAGGUUUGACCCUGGUUUUAACUACUGCAAAGGGCUUUAUCUUUGGUACACAGGAGAACCUAAUGCUGCUCUGCGACAUUUCAACCAAGCACGGAAGGACAAUGAUUGGGGUCAAAAUGCAAUUUAUAACAUGAUUGAAAUCUACCUAAAUCCUGACAGUGACACAAUGGGAGGAGAAGUAUUUGAAAAUUUAGAUGGGGAAGUUGGGAACUCGACAGAGAAGAAAGAGACGGAGCAGGUUGCAGUGACAACUGCCGAGAGACUUGUAAAGGAGAUAAAGCCGCAGACACCCAGUGGACAUAUCCAGCUCCGUAUCCUGGAGAACUACUGCUUAUUGGCCACUAAACAGAAAGGCAAUAUUGAGAAAGCGCUCGCUGUUUUCACUGAGUUUGCAACCAGUGAGAAAGACCACGUGCCAGCAUUGUUAGCCAUGGCAACGGCAUACAUGAUGUUAAAACAAACUCCUCGAGCCAGGAACCAACUGAAACGUAUAGCAAAGAUGACAUGGAAUAUUGUUGAUGCUGACGAGUUUGAGAAGAGUUGGCUGCUCCUGGCUGACAUCUACAUCCAUUCAGGGAAGUACGACUUGGCAGAUGACCUGCUAAAGAGAUGUCUCAACCAUAACAAGUCAUGCUGUAAAGCUUAUGAGUAUCGGGGUUUUAUAAUGGAAAAAGAGCAGGCAUUCCGAGAUGCAGCAUUCAACUAUGAACUGGCCUGGAAAUAUGGAAAUCAGUCCAACCCAACCAUCGGAUACAAGCUUGCUUUCAACUACUUAAAAGCAAAGCGCCACUUUGAUGCCAUCGAUGUUUGCCACAAGGUUCUUGCUGCUCAUCCAAACUAUCCAAAAAUGAGGAAGGACAUUUUGGACAAAGCUCGUGCUGCCUUAAGACCUUAGAUCUUGAACACCUGUUUAAGUAUGGAUAAAAGAACACUAAAACUUUGGUUCAACAUUUUGCAGUUACUUUCUGGAUAUUUGUGACUUCAGAAAUUGUCCAACCAUUAAUGUGGCAUAUACAGUGCCCUCCAUAAUUAUUGGCACCCCUGGUUAAGAUGUGUUUUUUAGCUUCUAAUAUUUUUUUUCGAAAUAAUAUGGGACCUUAAUGGAAAAAAAGAGAAAAAUCCAACUUUCAAUACAAGUGCAUUUAUUCAGUGGGGGAAAAAAAUCCCACAUAAAGAAAUAAUUAUUUGACAUCAAAUAAUGUGUGUCACAAUUAUUAGCACCCCUAGUGUUAAUACUUUAUACAACCCCCUUUUGCCAACAAAACAGCACCUAAUCUUCUCCUAUAAUGUUUCACACGAUAGGAAAAGACAGAAAGAGGGAUCUUUAGCCAUUCCUCCUUGCAGAAUCUCUCUAAAUCAUUCAGAGACCUGGGCCCUCUCCUCUGUACUCUCCUCUUCAGCUCACCCCACAGGUUUUCAAUGGGGUUGAGGUCUGGGGACUGAGAUGGCCAUAGGCGGAGCUUGAUUUUGUGUCUGGUGAACCAUUUCUAUGUAGAUUUGGCCAUAUGUUUAGGGUCAUUGUCCAGGGUUCAGUCUGAACCAAAAAUUUCAAGGGCUUUUUAGGGGCAUUCUUAGGGGCUGACACGAAAAAUUUAGGGCCGACACGGAAAAAAUUUAGGGCUGACACGAAAAAUUUAGGGCCAUCGUGGGAAAUCAAGAGGAAGGAAAAAAGACUCAUCCAAUGGUGCCAUCAACCGUUCUUGGUUCAUCAAAUGUUCCAGUACCUCAGUACCUGUGACAGUGAUCACCUGUCGCCCCUUGUGGUAGUUGUCAUUGAUAUGACCAUUGUCAAUGUCUUCACAUAACAGUCUACAGAAAAACAGAUUCUAACUACAAUUGCAACUAUAUACACAAAUGUCUUCUACUGAUGUCUGUCUUAGCACCCCUACUCUAGCUUCUUGAGCCUACCCAGCGCCUCCUCUAUUUGUUGCCGCAGAGGUGCCAAAGUGGCUCUCUUGUCCUUUGCUCUGCCUCUGAGUGCAUUGGCCUAGGUGAUAAACCUCAGAUUCCUCUUUUCUUCUGCCUCCUCACACAGCCUGUCAGCCUUCUCAAUAAGCAUAGAUAUGUCAGUCUCUAUUCCCUGUAGCUCAGUGGGUAGAGCACUGGUUUGGUAAACCAGGGGUUGUAGGUUCGUAUCCCACUGGGGCCUCCACUCCCUGAGAAGGGUUGCGUCAGGAAGGGCGUCCGGCGUAAAAAUUGUGCCAGACAUAUAUGUGCGUUCAUCUGAGAAGGGACAAGCCGAAAGAAGAUGUCAGUCUCUAUUCUGGCUUUUUUGGCAUUGAGGAAGUACAGAUGAAAAGUGGGCAGCAAUGCCUAAUGUAGCCAGGUACGAAGUCUUCCUUUCCCCACAGUGGUAGUUUUUAGCAAUGUCACUGUCUGGGAACAUGACUGCAAACACUUUUGAAUUAUUUUCACAAGAUUUGUAACUGUAAUGGUUGCAGAUCACUCUUAAAGUCCACACGAUCUCUGCCUUUAACGAGUCCGUCUUCAUGUAUUGAACUACGUUCAUAAACCCUGACUUCCGGCUGGUUGAAGUCAAUGACUGGACAACUGUAGGUGCGCAUGCACUGCUAGUACCACUGCCUGAAAUUGAUGCUUCACUAUCUUGAUAUUUUAGAAACAGAUUCAUACCAACAGAAGAUGAGAGACUCUUCGCCUAAUCAGCGUGUCUCCUGUUUUUCCGGUGCGACUCCAGCGCUUUGAUGCCCAUCUUUUCAAGCUGGUAACUCUGCUUGCACAGAUGGCAGUAAAACAUGUGCCGAUCUUUUGCAUCUGGACGAACCCAGCUCCCGAACUCCUUACUUUCAACCCAAGUAUAUUGAAAAAUGCACUUCCCCAUGAUACAAGUUGGAUCUAUGAAAGAACUACGCUACGUCGUAACGAAGACGAAGUGAAAUGCCUACUCACUGAAACAAACAAUGGAAUAUUGACAAGAUGGCGACAAGUUGUCAACACGGUGACUUCCGUUGACAAUUUCCGGCUGUUUUGGACGCCAGACAGAUCGCUAUUUUUUUUAAAAUAAAAGAUGUUUUUUUUAGGGAGAAUUUUGGCGGUAGAGUUCCUCCCUUUGAUUUUUUUUUUUUUUUUAAUUUAAGGCCUUUUUAGGGGCUUGACCGGUUUUCACGGAUUUUUAAGGACUUUCAUGAGCCCCUAAAUGCACCUUCGAAAAUUUAGAGGGUUUUAGGGACUUUUAGGGCCACGUGCGAACCCUGUUGUCUUGCUGAAAGACCCAGUGACGACCCAUCUUCAGGUUUCGGGCAGAAGGCAACAGAUUUUGAUUUAAAAUGUCCUGGUAUUUCAAAGCAUUCAUGAUGCCAUGCACCCUAACAAGGUUCCCAGGGCCUUUAGAAGCGAAAGAGCCCCACAGCAUCACUGACCCACCCCCAUACUUCACAGUGGGUAUGAGGUGCUUUUCAGCAUGCGCAUCUUUUGUAGCACGCCAGACCCACUUAGAGUGUUUGUUGCCAAAAAGCUCAAUCUUGGUCUCAUCUGACCAAAGCACACGGUCCCAGUUGAAGCCCCAAUACCGCUUGGCGAAUUCCAGACGUUUGCUUUUAUGAUUGGGAGUGAGGAAAGGUUUUCUCCAUGCAGCCUCCCAAACAGCUUGUUGGCGUGUAGACAGAUUUGAUUUGGAGACUUUGUGACCCCAGGAUGCUACCAUUUGUUGUAAUUCUGUAACAGUGAGCUUUGGAGAUCUUUUGAUUUCUCUUACCAUUCUCCUCACUGUGCGUGGUGGCAAAAUAAACUUGGGUCCUCGUCCAGGCUCGUUUACCACUGUUCCAGUUGUUUUGAAAUUCUUUAUUAUUCCUCUCACAGUGGAUAUGGGUAGCUGCAGUUGAGUGGCAAUCUUCUUGUAGCCUCUGCCUGACCCGUGAAGGUCGACGCAGAUCUGCCUCACUUGUAUGCUGUGUUCCUUUGUCUUUCCCAUGUUUAAGAGUGGAUAAGAGAAAUGGCCUCUGUGUCACGUCAUAUUUAUACCUCAGGGAAACAGGAAGUGAUGAAUGAGUAAUUAAAUGUUCCUACAUACAUAUGAAACAUACAUACUACAUAUGAAAAAUAAUUAUUUUUAGUCAGGCAUUUUUUUAUUUUCUUACAAUUCAUUUGAGUUGAAGGAUACAUUUUUCUAAAACUUUCAGUGUGACAGUAUUCUUCUGCAAUAAACACUGAAUUUAUUUUAAGGCUUUUAACAGAUCUUAACCAGGGGUGCCAAUAAUUACGGAGGGCACUGUAACUUGCAUUCUAUCUGAAGAAGCCUGUCAGCUUUGUGGUUGUACAGGUUGUAGGUCACAUCACUAGUGGAAAAAAUUUGGUAAGUUUUUAUUUUUUACAAUACAGUUUAAAAAUAUGGCAUUAGAACAAACGUCUGUAGACUUUUUGUAACCAUAGUAUAUACCCUUAUGUGACACAGGCGGCUCAUGUAGUUGAAGGUAGUUCUUUCAUAGUUUACUUUAAAUUCUGUAUUUUUUUUAUCAUUCAUCUCCAAUGUAAAGUAAAUAUCCAAAACACAAUAAAUAAAGAUUAUUUUUGUAUUGU